Branchiostoma belcheri (Belcher's lancelet) is the source of this 1137-nucleotide messenger RNA. RefSeq names its product hemicentin-1-like. Lineage: Eukaryota; Metazoa; Chordata; Leptocardii; Amphioxiformes; Branchiostomatidae. The record is from RefSeq and is a predicted model, not a curated record. Gene Ontology annotation, cellular component: cell-cell junction. Bases 1 to 1137 code for a protein of 378 amino acids. Gene Ontology annotation, molecular function: cell adhesion molecule binding. The transcript is spliced from 4 exons. Gene Ontology annotation, biological process: cell-cell adhesion.
AUGGCUAAGAACUUCCAGGCCAUCUUAGGAGAUCCCGUCACAUUGCCGGCUACGUAUUCAUCAGAUUACAAGGUGGUGGCGGUAACGUGGUACAAAGUACAGGGCAACGACAGGUCUAAACGAACCAUGAUCUUCAAUUACGCCCCGGCGUUAGGGAUAAGGGAGGCCUACGGUGCGUACGUUGGCCGGGCAGAUAUAAUAGAUGGCGCUGGUCUCAGGAUAAACCCCACCAGGCUACACGAUGAAGGGCUGUAUGUGCUGGUGGUCAUGGUGGCUGGUGUGCCGAGUGAGGAGGGCUUUGUGUAUCUGUCCCUGCUGGUUCCUCCGGAAGUGCAAGUCGGGCCCACAAGUCCUUUCGUCGUGACGUCAGGUAAGACAGUGACUCUGACAUGCGCGGUGAGGAACGCCAAGCCUAACGUGACGUCACUGCACUGGGAGAAAGAUGGCUUCCCAAUCGAGACCUACGGAUUCGACACGAAGUACUCCGGCGGGAACGUGCGGACGCCAUCUUUGAACAUCCAUCACGUGACCAGGACCGACUCCGGGCGGUACAGCUGCGUGGUGGAUCACGUGAUCCAGACGGCGAGUGACGAGAUGAAGGUUGACGUUCAGUAUCCGGCGUCCAUAAUCAGCAUGUCGGACACAAGUGCCGCCACAGUGUUCGAUCACGUGACCCUACAGUGCGUUGCCGAUGGCAACCCGCCGCCUAACAUCACGUGGACGAGAGACGGCAUCCCAUUGGCCGCCAGGUCGCACGUCCUGUCACGUGACGUGCGCGCCAGUUCCGUCAUCCUGCGUGACGUCCAAGUGAACGACACGGGAACUUACCUGUGCGCCGCCAUCAACUUUGUCGGGGAGGGCGACGUGAAGAAACUACAUCUCAAGGUACAAGCUCCGGGGGCCAGCUUGUCGUCCACCACCAUCGCCAUCAUAGUGGGUUCCACAGCAGGAGGACUGUGGCUGCUCAUCUGUAUCGUCAUCUGCGUGUACGGCAUCAGGAGGCGGAGAAGGGCGAAGGAGAAGAAGAAGUUCGCGUUCUACUACAACAUGGGUCGCCGUGAUCCGCCCGUAGGAAAGAGUCCCAAGCGAACAAAGGGUAGUGAACCGCCUCCGUACGUCGUGCUACCUGGUAGGUAA